UCUCUCUCUCUCUCUCUCUAGCCUGUCUUACCUGAUCAAGAAAAGCAUAAGGGAUCAGACUCUUUUUGUAGCUUGAAAAAGGUUUUUGAACUGUUCAAUCAUACCAGUCCUAUAACCUUAUUGCACCCGCUACCUAUCUCACUAGCUCCCGCAUAUUACCUGCAGAGUUCACAGACUUAUCGUCGCAGAAAAAAGCCUGAAGAGACUGUUAGCACGAGUCCCUUUUGCUCAAUUUUGACUUCAAAUCCAGCUAUCGUUUCUUGGGAUUAGCGCAAUAUUUUCACUCUCAUCAUCAUCCUUGACCAGUCCCUUUUCUGCUUCCCCCCAAAAAAGCUGAAGUGUCUAUUUUCUUCGAUUCAUUUGCAGAACCACCUGCUAUGGGAAAUUUUUACAGCUCUUUAUGGAUCGCUUCCCAAUGCCUAGCUAGCUAAGGUAAUACCCACUACUAGUCUCUCUCGUCUCUUUCCUUGCAUCAGAUUUUCUGACUAGCUAGUGUCGAUUUCUCUCACUCCCAAAUGAUGCAAUUUACUGAAACACCACCUCAACCCUUACACCAAAUUGUGACCACACCACCGUUCUCUCCAAAUCUCCCAAUCAUGAACAAAAACCAGACACACCGGACGCGUCCGUGGCCUGGCUUCCCCACGUCGUCGAAGCUCACCAACUUCGGCGACGCCAACUGCAUGGAGCAGCUACUAGUCCACUGCGCCAACGCCAUCGAGACCAACGACGCCACAUUGGCGCAGCAGAUCUUGUGGGUUCUCAACAACAUUGCUCCCCCGGACGGCGACUCGAACCAGCGCCUCGCGUGCGCUUUUCUUCGAGCACUCAUCGCUCGUGCGGCCAGGAGCGGAAGUCUUAAGCUCCUUGCCGCAAUGAACGCCGCCCAGGCUAACCUCGCCAUCCACACUCAUAAAUUCUCCGUCAUCGAGCUCGCCGGGUUUAUUGAUCUCACGCCGUGGCACCGGUUUGGCUUCACCGCCGCAAACUCUGUCAUUCUCGAAGCGGUGGAAGGCUACUCCGUUAUCCACAUCGUUGACUUGAGUUUGACUCACUGCAUGCAAAUUCCAACUCUGGUCGAUGCCAUUGCUUCUCGUCAGGACGGGUUAACUACUCCUCCGCUGCUGAAGCUCACUGUAGCCGGAACAACAGAGGACGUGCCGCCGAUGCUGGAUCUUUCGUACGAGGAGCUGGGAUCGAAAUUGGUCAAUUUUGCAAGAUCCCGGAACAUAAUCCUAGAGUUUAGAGUCAUCCCUUCGAGUUAUACAGACGGAUUUGCAAACUUAAUCGAGCAGCUUCGGGUCCAGAACUUGGUGUACCCAGAGAGUGGACAUGAGGCUCUAGUCAUAAACUGUCACAUGAUGCUCCAUUACAUUCCGGAAGAGACGUUUCAGAAUUUCGAGCCUUGUUCUUCGUCCUCAACAUCCAUCACUACUUCCUCCUCUUCACUGAGGUCGAUGUUUUUGAAAGCCGUUCGGGGUUUGGACCCAACCGUCGUCGUUGUGGUGGACGAGGACGCUGACUUGACUUCCAACGAUUUGGUGGGGAGGCUGAGGUCGGCGUUCAACUAUCUGUGGAUUCCUUAUGAUACUAUUGACACGUUUCUGCCGAGGGGAAGCAAGCAGAGGCAGUGGUACGAGGCCGAUAUGUGCUGGAAAAUCGAGAAUGUGAUUGCCUACGAGGGAUUUCAGAGGGUCGAGAGGCUGGAACCCAAAUGCCGGUGGGUGCAGCGGAUGAGGAGCGCCGGCUUUCGAAGCGUUUCGUUCGGAGUGGAGGCUGUGAAUGAGGUGAAAGCUAUGCUGGAUGAGCACGCGGCGGGGUGGGGGUUGAAGAGGGAAGAAGAAGAUCUUGUGCUUACUUGGAAGGGACACAAUGUUGUUUUUGCCACUGCUUGGAUGCUUGCUUGAAUUGAGUUAAUUUUCUGAUGAUGAUGAUGAUGAUCUGACAACUGAAUUAAUAUAGAAUUGAUCUUACUUUUGUUCUAAAUUAUUAGCUCUGCUGAUUUGUUUGGUCUGUCAUUAGAGUUAGCUAAUGGAUUUAGUUAGUCUUCUUCUACUGCUGUUUUUAAUAGUAGAUGUAAGAGUGAGAGAGCUUUAAUGUGAUGAUGAAGGCUUCAGUUCUUAUGUCGAACGAAUAAAUUGUUUCUUUGCAUUA
Molecule: messenger RNA, 2154 nt
Organism: Rosa chinensis
Lineage: Eukaryota; Viridiplantae; Streptophyta; Magnoliopsida; Rosales; Rosaceae
Product: scarecrow-like protein 32
Exons: 1
Coding region: 516-1907 (463 amino acids)
Biological process (GO): regulation of DNA-templated transcription
Cellular component (GO): nucleus
Molecular function (GO): sequence-specific DNA binding; DNA-binding transcription factor activity
Source: RefSeq, a predicted model, not a curated record